AUGGAGCGCUUUGAUCUUAAGGGAUCUGUGAUCGAGUUGGAGAAGUCAUGGAUGCUGAAGCAAAUUUGGGAAGUACGAAUAGAAACGUACUUGGAUACUUUGGAUCUCUGGGAAGCUGUGGAAGAGGAUUACGAUAUUCCAUCCCUACCGCAUAAUCCCACCAUUGUUCAGAUUAAAGAACACAAGGAAAAAAAGACAAAGAAAUCGAAUGCUAAGGCAUGUUUAUUUGUUGUUGUAUCAUCAACAGUUUUCACGCGGAUAAUGUCUCUGAAAACUGCUAAAGAAGUAUGGGAUUAUCUCAAGGAAGAGUAUGUCGGAGAUGAGAGAAUAAAAGGUGUGCAAGUUUUAAACUUAAUUAGGGAGUUUGAAUUGCAAAACAUGAAGGAAUAUGAAACAGUGAAAGAGUAUUCAAACAGACUUCUCAAUCUUGCAAAUAAGGUGAGGCUACUCGGCUCUACACUUGUAGACUCAAGAAUUGUUGAGAAGAUUCUUGUAAUAGUUCCUGAAAGAGUUGCUCAAUUCCCUAAAAGCUCAAGAGCAAAGAAGACUCAUGAGACAAAUGUUACAACAGAAGGGGCUCUUAACAAGAAGCCCGAGGGUUUUGCUGAGCAAGGAAAAGGAGAAAAAGUAUGUCUACUUGAAAAGGCUUUUUAUGGCUUAAAACAAGCUUCAAGAGCUUGGUAUAGCAGGAUUGAUGAUCACUUGUUGAGUUUGGAGUUUGAACGAAGUGUAUCUGAGGUUACUCUCUAUGUCAAACAUAAAGGAACUGAUCUUCUCAUUGUUUCCCUUUAUGUCAAUGAUCUCUUGGAGAUAGGAAACAAUGUGUGGCUGGUUGAAGAAUUUAAGAAGGAAAUGAUGUAA
This is a messenger RNA of Solanum dulcamara, 861 nucleotides long. RefSeq lists its product as uncharacterized. NCBI's taxonomy places the organism in Eukaryota, Viridiplantae, Streptophyta, Magnoliopsida, Solanales, Solanaceae. The coding region runs from base 1 to 861 and encodes 286 amino acids. The transcript has 5 exons. The record is from RefSeq and is a predicted model, not a curated record.